Molecule: messenger RNA, 276 nt
Organism: Funneliformis caledonium
Lineage: Eukaryota; Fungi; Glomeromycota; Glomeromycetes; Glomerales; Glomeraceae
Source: the annotation of a GenBank genome assembly
AUGUCAAUCGUAAGAAGCAAGCUAAUUAGUGACAUGAAUUACAACAAUUGGCUAGAUUUAAAGAAGAAGGGAGGAUGUAUCAGCGAUAUGAAAUGCCUUGCAAUUCUUGGUUCUCGUCUUUGUUUAGACAUCUUUCCUCAAAGAUGUAUAUCAGAAGCAAUACUUGCUAAAGCUUCAGUGCAUAUCACCGAUGAAUCUGAAGGGGUUGAGUUGAUAAGGGUUCUGGAUCCACUCAUAAAUAUGAUAAAGGAAGGAUUGGUUGAAGAAGGAUACUGA